GGCCCCGCCCGGCCCCGAGCAGAGGGCGCAGCCCCCAGCCGGGCAGGCACCAAGCGGCAGUUGGGCGGUAAGGAGUCGCGCCGCUCCCUCCUACGCAGUGGACUCCUUCGAGGCGGAAAACUUGCCAUGUCGGCUGCGGAGGCGGGAGGUGUUUUCCGCAGAGCUCGGGGCAGGACCCUGGACGCGUUUUCCUCAGAAAAGGAAAGGGAAUGGAAAGGCCCGUUCUACUUCAUCCAAGGUGCAGACCCACAGUUCGGACUGAUGAAGGCCUGGUCCACUGGGGACUGUGACAGCGGUGGCGACGAGUGGAAGCAGGAGAUCCGUCUGACUGAGCAGGCCGUCCAGGCUAUCAGCAAGCUGAGCCCCAAGCCCAAGUUCUUUGUUCUGUGCGGGGACCUCGUCCAUGCCAUGCCCGGGACGUCCUGGCGGAAGGAGCAGACGGAGGACCUGCAGCGGGUGCUCAGGACCGUGGACCCCGAGAUCCCACUGGUCCUUGUCAGCGGCAACCAUGACGUGGGCAAUGUCCCCACCCCCGAGACCAUCGCGGAGUUCCAGCGGACUUGGGGAGAUGACUAUUUCAGCUUCUGGGUUGGGGGCGUCCUGUUCCUCGUCCUCAACUCCCAGUUCUUUUACGAUGCCUCCAUGUGCCCUACCUUGAAGCAGGCCCAGGACCAGUGGCUGGACCAGCAGCUGAGCAUCGCAGGGCAGCGGAAGUGCCAGCACGCCAUCGUCUUCCAGCACAUCCCGCUGUUCCUGCAGAGCAUCGACGAGGACGACAACUACUUCAACCUCACCAAGUUGGUGCGGAAGGAGAUGGCAGACAAGUUCUCCCGAGCAGGUAUCAAAGCUGUGUUCUCAGGCCACUACCACAGAAAUGCCGGGGGCACCUACCAGGACCUCGACAUGGUGGUGUCAUCUGCCAUCGGAUGCCAGCUGGGCAAAGACACCCACGGGCUCCGAGUCGUGGUGGUCACCGCUGAGAAGCUCGUCCAUCGGUACUACAGUUUAGAUGAGCUGAGUGAGAAGGGAAUGGAAGACGAUCUGAUGGAUUUGUUGAAGGAAAAAUGAUUGCCGAUUAUGAUUUAUUCACUUUUCACUUCUACUGUUUUUUCAUUUGGGAAGAAACAGCAGCUGCACACAACCCCAUAUUGAAAUAAAGAAGUGUACCAGGCAGGUUUGUGGAUUUAUGUCCUUUCGCUUCAAUCAGAGAGCUAGGUCCUGUCGUAAAUGAUGCUUAAAAUAGAACUGCCCUCCCUAUGCAAAAGAGAGGGGAGGAGCCUGGGAAUGAAAGAAUAAAUGAUAUUAUUAGAAUCUC
This is a messenger RNA of Delphinapterus leucas (beluga whale), 1315 nucleotides long. It is a transcript of the gene CPPED1, whose product is annotated as calcineurin like phosphoesterase domain containing 1. Lineage: Eukaryota; Metazoa; Chordata; Mammalia; Artiodactyla; Monodontidae. The record is from RefSeq and is a predicted model, not a curated record. Gene Ontology annotation, molecular function: hydrolase activity.